Messenger RNA from Aspergillus steynii IBT 23096, 3074 nucleotides. Its product is annotated as cellobiose dehydrogenase. Lineage: Eukaryota; Fungi; Ascomycota; Eurotiomycetes; Eurotiales; Aspergillaceae. The transcript has 12 exons. Bases 270 to 2990 code for a protein of 906 amino acids. The record is from RefSeq and is a predicted model, not a curated record. Gene Ontology annotation, molecular function: oxidoreductase activity, acting on CH-OH group of donors; flavin adenine dinucleotide binding.
UUGGCACUGCACGCCCAUUGGGACCAAUCUGAAACGGGGAUACACCCGGCCAGGAGCGAUAAUUAUACUUGGCACGUCUCAACUAUUUCUUGAUUCUCCGUGUCUUGGUAGGCACGGUUGACGAUCACCGUGCCUGACGGGAGAUUGGCCCUCUAUCCGUGACGCACUAAUGCGAUGUCUUGGCCCUACCGGGUAAUUGGCGCGCCUAUGAUAGACAGACACUUCCGACUCUAGAACUGCUUCACGGCGUCGUCUUGGAAAUUUGUCGCAUGCCAUUCGCCCAGGCGAAAUGUGUCCCCGACAUCCCUUGCGUCAGGGUGCGCUCGGAGGGGCACGCGCGCAACAACACCUCCAAUUUAUCCAGAACCGCUAAUGUCAGCCCCAGACGCUAUGAUUUCUCGAUGGAUCCACGGACCGGCGGUCGAGCUGUCUGCUCUGGCAUGUUUGUCUUGGUUCUCUGCCUGGCAUCCAUCAUAUAUUUAUGGCUCGCUCCCGCCGUGGCAGAGCUGGAAACCUGUCUCCCGACCACGCCUGAUUCACUGGUCCUCUUCGCAAUGAAGCUGGUGAAUCGAGUGCUCGCCGCCUUUUUGGCGGCUAACUCUCUGCUGCAGACAUGUCUCGCUCAGUCGACCGAUGCAGAGGCCUAUACCGAUUCCGAGACAGGCAUCACGUUUGAUACGUGGACUGUCCCGAAGAGCACGACCGCAGGCGGUCUGACCUUUGGUCUUGCUCUACCCAGCGAUGCCUUGGAUAAGGAUGCGAAUGAGUUCUUGGGUUACCUGUCGUGUGCCUCUGGAGACGAGGAAGGCACUGGAUGGUGUGGUGUCGCCCUCGGCGGGUCCAUGAACAGCAACCUCCUCGUCAUGGCUUACCCAUACGAGGACAGCGUCCUCACCUCCCUCCGCUUCAGCACGGGCUACGCGACGCCGGACGUCUACGCGGGCGACGCGAACAUCACUCAGGUCACCUCGCGGAUCAACGCCACUCACUACACCGUCCUCUUCCGCUGCGAGAACUGUCUGUCUUGGGACCACGAAGGCCAAACCGGAAAUGUGUCCACCAGCUCCGGCAAGUUCGUCAUAGGCUGGGCCCAGGCGUCUGACAGCCCCGGCGACCCGGCCUGCCCGGAUGAAAUCUCCCUGAAGCAACACACGGGCCAGGGCAUCUGGGUGGCCAACUUCGACGAGAACAUCGCCAGCGAGUCAUACUCGGACUGGGUCAAGAAGGCCAACCAGACCGUUCCCGGCGAGUGCUCCGGUGAUGGCGGCGGCGGCAACGAGCCUGAACCCGUUCCCGUCCCCAGCAAUGCCACCUACGAUUACAUCGUCGUCGGCGGUGGCGCGGCCGGUAUCCCACUGGCGGACCGCCUCAGCGAGGCGGGCCACAGCGUGCUGCUCAUCGAGAAGGGACCCCCGUCGUCCGGUCGUUGGGGUGGAACGACCAAGCCGGCUUGGUUGGACGGCACUAACCUGACGCGGUUCGACGUGCCGGGUCUCUGCAACGAGAUCUGGGUCGACUCUGACGGCAUCGCCUGUAACGACAUCGACCAGAUGGCGGGAUGCGUCUUGGGUGGCGGAACGGCUGUCAACGCCGGACUCUGGUGGCGGCCGAACUCCGCCGAUUGGGACGAGAACUUCCCCGACGGAUGGCAGUCUUCCGACAUGCAAGCGCCCGCGGAACGGCUCUUUUCGCGCAUCCCGGGAUCCCACCAUCCGUCCACAGACGGGAAGCUGUACUAUCAACAAGGACCCAACCUGAUCGCCAACGGUCUCGAAAAGGCCGGCUGGCAGUCCACCACUUUCAACGAGGCCCCUGAGAAAAAGAACCGCACGUACGGCCACGCGCCGUUCAUGUUCUCGAAUGGCGAGCGCGGUGGGCCCAUGGCGACGUACCUGGUGUCUGCCAGCGCCAGAGACAACUUUGACCUGUGGACGAACACCACCGUUAAGCGUGUUGUGCGCAACGGCGGCCGGAUUACCGGCGUGGAGGUUGAGGCGUUCAUGGACGGCGGGUACAAGGGUACCGUCAAUGUGACUGCGAGCACUGGCCGCGUCAUCCUCUCGGCCGGAACCUUUGGAAGUCCCCGGAUUCUGAUGCGCAGUGGUAUCGGACCGACGGAUCAACUGGAGAAGGUGAAGAACUCCACGGACGGUCCUGACAUGAUUGCGGAGUCGCAGUGGAUCAAGCUGCCAGUCGGAGAGAACUUGAUUGACCAUACCAAUACCGAUCUUGUCGCGACGCACUCGAAGGUUGUUUGGUACGACUUCUACGGGGCGUACGACGACCCCAUCAAGAGCGACGCUGAGAGCUACUUGAACAACCGCACCGGAAUCCUCGCCCAAGCGGCACCCAACAUCGGCCCACUCUUCUUCGACCAAAUCACCGGCUCCGACGGCGUCGUCCGCCAGAUACAAUGGCAGGCCCGAGUUGAGGGUGGCCAUGAAACCCCCGAUGGUCACGCCGUGACUAUCAGCCAGUACCUCGGUCGGGGUCUGACCUCGCGCGGUCGCAUGACUCUCACGACGGGUCUGGAUACCGUCGUCUCGACUCUGCCUUACCUGCGCGACCAGAAUGACGUGGACGCCGUCAUCCAGGGUAUCAAGAACCUGCAGAACGCGCUGAAGGGAACGGGCUUGAACUGGACGUAUCCGGCUCCGAACACAACCGUCGAGGAAUUUGUCAACAACAUGCCUAUCAACGCCGGAACCCGUCGCGCGAACCACUGGAUGGGAACCUGCAAAAUGGGCACCGACGACGGCCGCAACGACGGAACCUCCGUGGUCGACACCAACACCAAGGUCUACGGAACCGAGAAUCUCUACGUCGUGGACGCCAGUAUCUUCCCCGGUAUGAUCACGACCAACCCGUCCGCGUAUAUCGUGACGGUUGCGGAGCACGCGGCGACGAAGAUCCUGGGUGGUCAGAACUCGCAGACGCAGACGCAGCAGACGGGGCAGAGGAAGUGGAAGCAUGGCCACGGACAUUAUUAGAUAUCAGUAUGUUCGGGGAUGAGGGGGGACGGGAGAAGGGGGUGAUUAAUUUGAUACUUUCGUUUCUAUACUUUGUCCGCUCUG